AUGGAUAAUGAAGAAGUUAACGAAGAAUAUCUGAGGUCACUGUUCAAGAACGUCCGUGUGCAUGUAGAUGAUCAUCUGACAUCAGGCCAUAUAUACGAUGAAGAUGCAUAUAUCACCUUCGGAUGCUUCCUAGCCGGCAUACAUCACAAAUUCAGAAAACUUCUUGAACUACUGCUUUUGAGACAAGAGGAAAUGCAUCGUAAGAAAAACUACGAUCAUAUUGAUGAUACCGUGAUACCGUUGCUGCUGAAGCUUUUGUGGUCUCAAAUUCACGAGCCUGUCUUUCAGUGGUUCGAGUGCUGGUUCUUCAAAAUCGUGCGAUUAGACAGCAGACAUCGGUUCAGGCUAUUCGGACAAUUCCAUAAGAAAAUGGUGUUCUUUUUCAAAACUACACAUCGGUAUUACUAUGAUAUCAUCGAAUGUUUCUUUGCGAGAUAUGAUAUGAAUUCAGUGGUUCCACCAGACAUUUUUACAAAGCUGAACUUAGUUCAAGGAACAAACAAAAAAGUCGUAUUAGAUGCAACGAAUCCGUUGAAAUUUUCUAUCGUGAUUUCGUUUCAAAGAUGUUUGAUUAAUAUAGGUUCUACGCAUUCCUACAAAGCAAUCCUAGACGAACCAACCGACAAACCCAAGAGGGUUGAAGACUUCAAAAAAUCUAUUAGGUACCUAACCAUCGCCUCACUCUGUCUCCCAUCCGUUGGAGAUACUUACCUACAAUUAGCCAAAAUUUACCAGAACACCGGAAAGCUUUCGUCAUAUCUCUUUGAAUUGGUACGAGGUUCAUUAGUGAGGAUUCCGUCCAAGUAUGCGUUGAAAGGUUUAAAAGGUCUCAUCUUAAUUCCUGAUUUCCCUGAGAGGAAGCUUUUAAUGAAGAAAUUAAAAAAAUCUUUACCAAAACAUCCAAAAGGGAAACGACUUCUUUUCGAAAAUCGUAUUAUCUUGCAGCUUCUAACAACAUUAGAGCAUAUCAUGGUUCCAGCUUUAUCGAGCGUAUCCUGCACCCCUGACCGUUGGCUGCUAAGAGAUCAUUUACAAGCUGCUGUAUCAGAACAUCAUUUGGGACAUACGAACGCUAUACUUGAAAUUUUGGCUACCAUGAUGGGAUUUUUUGACCUUAUGUUUACAAAUGAAGAAGGAAAAGAACAAAGGAGGAAACUCAAAUACGUUAAUUUGAGUAAAUGUCAAGUUUCCUUUUUGGAUUUCAGCUUCGAUUUUAUUGUCAGUGUAAUAGAUGUAGUGGUCAAACCUGCAUGGCAGAAAAAUGUGGAGAAUUUUCAAUAUCUAGCGAUUAUUCGUUUGCUAAUAUGCUGGAUUAAGUCAUAUAGAUCUAUUUUACAAUAUGCUCAUCGGCACAGGAAGUUUUGUACUUCAUUGGCCUCAUUACUCAACGAUUUGAUGAAUAGUCCCUUGAAUUACCCAAAGUGCUUAUCGAACCAUAGGCCGAGAAGAACUUAUUAUUUUGAGGAAGACAUUAUGUUUAGAGAGUUCUCUUGUAUAAAUUUUGCACUAACUGACUUUAACGACGAUCUCGUGUACAACUCCCCCAACAUGGUAAACAAUAUAAUCGGUUGUCCUUUAUCGACCGAGAAAGGAUCACUCAAAGAAGAAGGUAUUUUGCGAAUAAAAGCGAUCAUAUUUUCCGGUAUGAAAUUUUUAGAGAAGAAUGACACCGAUAUUAAAUGGAACGUCAGCAAAUAUACCUUCGACCUAGUAGGCGCAAAAAUUAAAGAAAGGCACCACAUGACAUUGUCCGAAAUAUCAUCCAAGAUAAACAUAAAACCGCAAACAAAGCAGUGGGAUUCAUCGAAAAAGGUGGAGCAUAGCGCGAAUCAACCGCUACAGAAAAGAGCAAAAAUAAUAACAGUGACGGAAUUAGAAACACAUUUCGCAAAUGUUCGACAAGCACACAACCCGCCACUCGAAAACAAAAAAAAAAACGUCUUGCCUAAGUCGGCAAAGCAUGCCGUUCAACAAGAGGAGAGUGUUACAGACCCGCUAUGCUCCAUCCUCCCUACAUACUCGGACGAAGCAAACGUGAGCGUUCAAGUACCAGAAACGCCUAUAUCAAAGGGCAAGUGA
Messenger RNA from Saccharomyces eubayanus, 2079 nucleotides. It is a transcript of the gene EST1, whose product is annotated as Est1p. NCBI's taxonomy places the organism in Eukaryota, Fungi, Ascomycota, Saccharomycetes, Saccharomycetales, Saccharomycetaceae. Gene Ontology annotation, biological process: nuclear-transcribed mRNA catabolic process, nonsense-mediated decay. The record is from RefSeq and is a predicted model, not a curated record. The transcript has a single exon. Bases 1 to 2079 code for a protein of 692 amino acids. Gene Ontology annotation, molecular function: telomerase RNA binding; telomeric repeat DNA binding; protein binding. Gene Ontology annotation, cellular component: telomerase holoenzyme complex.